GGGACCCGGAAGUGGCGGCGGAGAGCGGGUUCCUCCAUGCUGCUUAGGAGCAAGUGAGUUGAAUGCUGUGCCCUUUACUGCACCCCGCAAAUCACCAGCCCAUGUGGAAUAGCACCAAGAAAACCUCCAUCUUUGCUGUUUAGUAUAAAUCGAGUUAUUUCCAGGUCGCUCAGAGCUGGUUCUGAUGUCAGCAGAAGGCUGCACCAUCACGGUUCGCCUGGUGCGCUCCUUCCAGCACCGCAAUUUCCGGCCCCUGGUGUUCCACGGCGUCCCCUUGGAGCAGACGGUGCGGGAGUUCAUGGCCUUCGUGCGCCAGGAUGUUUCUUCAAGAUCAGGACUUCCUCCUCCUUUUAAAAAUUACAAGUAUGAUACCAUGAAGAUUAUUCACCAAGCACACAAAUCUAAGACUGGUGAGCUUGUAGUGAGUUUGGAAGAUGAUGACAAACUGAUUUUGAAGGAAGACAGCACGCUGAAAGCAGCUGGAGUAGAAAAUGAGACGGAAUUAGCAUUCUUCUGUGAGGAAGAUUACAGAAACUACAGAGCUAAUCCUGUUUCGGCCUGGUGAAGAUCCCAAGAGAUUGUUUUGUUUUCCCAUACCUGUUGUAAAUUUUCCUUAUUCUGCUUAAUGAGAUUUUUCUUAAAGAUCAAUAAAUCCUAGAGGAUUUCUUUGCAAACAGUGCAAUUCCCUUCCUAUAGAAAUUAAUUUCUGUCAAUAUGGUAAGGCUGAGAGAGGAAAAACUGGGGGACGUGAAUGACUUUUUUCUUCCUCCCUCUUUUGUUUGCUGUGCUUGGCUCUUGAGCCUCAGGCAGUGCCAUCCCUGAAUGUGACACAGGUUCUUGGUGUGAUCCCACAGCACACAGUAACUGCAUGUGGAGAUUAUAGAAUGCACAGGAUGAUCCCAUCACAGUACUAACUUCUAAUGAAAAUGAAGUGAAACCUCCUGCAAAUGAAAUGAAAUGUUUUAUGACCAAAUCGCUGGGUAUUUUAAAGAACUCGAGAAGAGAAUCUCUCUGUUUCCAGUCACAGCUUUACUUCUCUCAUUUUAUGUUU
Messenger RNA from Melozone crissalis (California towhee), 1051 nucleotides. RefSeq names its product chromosome unknown C2orf76 homolog (gene CUNH2orf76). The transcript is spliced from 7 exons. Bases 185 to 565 code for a protein of 126 amino acids. NCBI's taxonomy places the organism in Eukaryota, Metazoa, Chordata, Aves, Passeriformes, Passerellidae. The record is from RefSeq and is a predicted model, not a curated record.